AUGUCUACCACAACGUCUCGCGGAGUCCCUCUCAGCAGGGGCACAAUGCUCACUAGUGACCUUGGGAGAAGUUACAGAAUCGAAGAAGUCCUUGCUGGUCAGAGAGGCUCCCUCCUCGCAAAGCACUGGAGGAAAGAGCUACAUUAUAAAGAAUAUGAUUCCGGGAGAGUUCGAAUAUCAACUGAACCUGCAGAAGAAACUAUCUUCUUGCCCUGGUAUAUCAAGCCGAACAAUAUUCUCGUAGACUACGAGCAAAGUGCUGAAGGUCAGGUCACCAUCAACAACGUUAUGAUCUCACCUCUCGAGGAUACAGUCAUUGUACCACCCGGGAAAUGGCUGAUAGGCCCGCUUUGUGGUAAUGCAUUUUGGAGGAGCCCUGAAAGCUGGUGCCGUUCCCGCCAGAAUCAGGCCUCAGAUGUGUUCUCAUUUGGCAUUGUGAUGAUAUACGUUAUGGGCCAUGAAAUGGUCUUCCAUGUUAGUGACAAGGAAUUAAAAGCUGCCGACUCGUGGCAAUAUAUCCUUCGUCGACAUAUCUCCUAUUUUGCUGACGAGGACGGCUUGACACACUGGAAGAGAAAGCCCCUUUUAUGA
Messenger RNA from Uncinocarpus reesii 1704, 591 nucleotides. RefSeq lists its product as uncharacterized. NCBI's taxonomy places the organism in Eukaryota, Fungi, Ascomycota, Eurotiomycetes, Onygenales, Onygenaceae. The record is from RefSeq and is a predicted model, not a curated record. Bases 1 to 591 code for a protein of 196 amino acids. The transcript has 4 exons.